UUUGUUUUUGUUUUAAAUUUCAGGACAUAGCACUGUGCCUGAUGCAGAGUAGGCAAUUAGAAGCAAUGAAAAGUAUUAACUAUGUAUGGAUAUAGGAAAGAACCAGAAAGUACUGAGAGGGAAGAAAACACUGGUUCUGCUAGGCUGACAUUUUAGCCCUUGCUUUCAUUAUUUUCAUGUGGUUUCAGUCCCAAGUUAAAAACUGCUUCCAUGCAUCUGUGUAACCACCUGUUCCACUUCCUGUUUUCUCCUUGGUUGAAAGAAGGGACUGGAGUGAGACCGCCUUAGAAUGCCAGUUCCACCACUACCUGGUUGUUCACUUUAGGCAAGUUUUUUUAACCUUUCCAAGGCUGUUACCUCACUGCAGAAUAAGCAUAACAGUCAUCCCUACCUCACAGAGCUGUUAUGAGAAUGAAAUACUCAUGUGCUCAAUAAAUGUCAGCUGUAGUAGUCAUUUCUACAGAAAUUCUGCUGAGGACUUUGACGCCCUUUCUAGCCGUCUCCCAGUUUCGCACUGUUCUCUCUCCCACGUGCUGCAGUCCACCUCUCACCAGACACAAACUCUGUCUUUACGUCCACACCUCCUGAACCCUGACUUCGGUAUAGUUUUAAAAUGAUACACAUUCGUUGCUGAAAAUUAGAUUAAACGGAGGAAAAAAAAUUAACUCACUGGAAAUCUCAGCAGUUAACCACUAACAUUUUAGUAUGUAUUUGUUUAGACCUUUUCUUAUGCAAAUACACACGUUUAAACUUUUUUUUUCCCGAAAGUUCACAUCAUACAAAUUUUAUUUUGACUCGUCCUUGCACUUAGCACGGUCCCUCCCCCAACGCUAUCUCUGAUGCCUUGAGAACCCCCCCCCCGCCCCGCUGCAGACCCCCACCACUUCCAGCUCCCAGCGGUCGGGCCUUCCCGCAGUCCCGGUUCCGGCCCCACCUGCGGGACGCCGGCCGCCCCGCCCCGCCGCGGCCGGCCUCGAUCCCUGGCCCCGCACCCCGCUGCUACCGGGCGCCGUUCGCUCGCGGCUCCUCAGUGCGGCCCGCUUCCGGUGGGGCCAGGGCGUCUCCGACGCGGCUCGGCUCCCGCGCGCUCAGCACCGCCGGCGGCGGCCAGAUGCAGGCGGAGCGAGGAGCUCGGGGAGGCCGUGGGCGGCGGCCGGGUCGCGGCCGGCCUGGCGGAGAUCGCCACAGCGAGCGGCCCGGAGCCGCAGCGGCGGUAGCCAGAGGCGGCGGUGGGGACGGAGGCGGACGCCGGGGCCGUGGCCGGGGCUUCCGCGGCGCUCGCGGAGGCCGAGGAGGAGGAGGCGCCCCGCGAGGCAGCCGCCGGGAGCCGGGAGGCCGGGGCGCAGGGGCCUGCGCGCCGGUUGAAGAUGACAGCGAUGCAGAGACCUAUGGAGAAGAGAAUGAUGAACAGGGAAAUUAUUCUAAAAGAAAGAUUGUCUCUAACUGGGAUCGAUAUCAAGAUAUUGAAAAAGAGGUCAAUAAUGAAAGUGGAGAGUCACAGAGGGGAACAGAUUUCAGUGUCCUCCUUAGCUCUGCAGGGGACUCCUUCUCACAGUUCCGGUUUGCUGAGGAGAAAGAAUGGGAUAGUGAAGCUUCUUGUCCAAAACAGAAUUCAGCAUUUUACGUGGAUAGUGAGUUAUUGGUUCGAGCCCUUCAAGAGCUGCCUCUCUCCCUCCGACUCAACGUUGCUGCUGAACUGGUCCAGGCUACAGUUCCUUUAGAGCUUCCUCAGGUGAAACCAAAGAGAACUGAUGAUGGCAAGGGAUUAGGGAUGCAGUUAAAGGGGCCCUUGGGGCCUGGAGGAAGGGGGCCCAUCUUUGAGCUGAAAUCUGUGGCUGCUGGCUGCCCUGUGUUGCUGGGCAAAGACAACCCAAGCCCGGGUCCUUCAAGGGAUUCUCAGAAACCCACUUCCCCACUGCAGUUAGCAGGAGACCAUCUGGAAGAAGAACUAGAUCUGUUGCUUAAUUUAGAUGCACCUAUAAAAGAGGGAGAUAACAUCUUACCAGAUCAGACGUCUCAGGACCUGAAAUCCCAGGAAGAUGGGGAGGUGGUCCAAGAGGAAGAAGUUUGUGCAAAACCAUCGGUGACUGAAGAAAAGAACAUGGAACCUGAGCAACCAUGUACCUCCAAAAAUGUUACCGAGGAAGAACUGGAAGACUGGCUGGACAGCAUGAUUUCCUAAAAAGGGGAAAAAAAGUGCCUGAAGCAAAUCUCGGUUGCCUUCUAAGGGCAGGUGGGCAUAAGGCUGUCUGUCCUUCAGGAUCAGCCAGUUUACAAGCAUGCCCCAAGCUAGUGUGUUCCAUUAUGCUCACAGCAGUAAAUGCCUACCUCUGUGUUUGACAUCUGAAAGAAUACAUUGAAGCAGCUUGUUGCAUUUGUUUUUCUGGCUUAGUAAUCUAAUAGAUUUCCUUAAGGGCAGGAGAUAGACUCUGGCCCUUGUUUCUAGCCUCCUUCCUUGCAGUGUUUACAGCAUAGCCAGUGUUUACAGCAUAGCAGGUGCUGCUGCUGAUUAAGAGAAUAGAUGCAAACAAGGCAUGCAUUUGGCCAAAAUAAAAUGCUGGUCUGUCCA
Molecule: messenger RNA, 2569 nt
Organism: Nomascus leucogenys (northern white-cheeked gibbon)
Lineage: Eukaryota; Metazoa; Chordata; Mammalia; Primates; Hylobatidae
Gene: AVEN
Product: apoptosis and caspase activation inhibitor
Biological process (GO): negative regulation of G2/M transition of mitotic cell cycle
Source: RefSeq, a predicted model, not a curated record